Molecule: messenger RNA, 2580 nt
Organism: Telopea speciosissima
Lineage: Eukaryota; Viridiplantae; Streptophyta; Magnoliopsida; Proteales; Proteaceae
Product: probable galacturonosyltransferase 14
Exons: 6
Coding region: 308-1909 (533 amino acids)
Molecular function (GO): polygalacturonate 4-alpha-galacturonosyltransferase activity
Source: RefSeq, a predicted model, not a curated record
UUUGCUUCUUCUUCUUCUCCAUGGGAGAGAAAGAAUGACCCAAUUGAAAUUUUUCGUGGAAUAUUCAUUUCUAAACUGAAGAAAAUAGAUCAAAAAUCUCCAAAUGCCGGAUUCAGAAGGGCCUAAGAAACCCAACUGGAGAAAAGCGAAGAAGAGAUCUCAAUCUCUAUUGCCAUAUUUGUCGAUCUACUGUUCUCGAACCAUUGGAUCUGAUGGUGAUAUUUGUGGUAUUUCCCGACGGAUUUCUAAGUUGGAUUUCUUCUAGGGUUGUCAUUGCCCUGACGACGAAGAGGUGGCAGAGACGACGAUGCAGGUUCAUUUCUCUCCUAGCAUGAGAAGCAUCACGAUCUCGAGCAGCAAUGGAUUUCUUGACUUCAUGAAGAUCAAGGUCGCAGCUCGCCACGUCUCUUAUCGCACCCUCUUCCAUACCAUCCUCAUCCUUGCUUUUCUGCUACCUUUCGUCUUCAUUCUCACCGCCGUCGUUACCCUCGAAGGUGUCAACAAGUGCUCCUCCCUCGAUUGUUUGGGCAGACGGUUGGGACCAAGGCUUCUUGGUAGGGCUGAUGAUUCAACGAAGUUAGUAAAAGAUUUAUGUAAGAUCCUCAACCAAGUUAAUACUGAGCAAAUCCCAGCUGACCUGAAGCUGCCAGAGUCAUUCAGUCAACUUGUUUCUGAAAUGAAAAACAACCAUUAUGAUGCCAGGACUUUUGCCAUCAAGCUGAAAGCAAUGAUGGAGAAAUUCGACAGGGAGAUUAGAGAGUCCAAGUUUGCAGAGCUGAUGAACAAGCAUUUUGCAGCAACCGCCAUUCCAAAGGGCAUCCACUGUCUCUCUUUGCGUUUGACUGAUGAGUACUCCUCCAAUGCUCAUGCACGGAAACAGUUGCCUUCUCCAGAAUUACUUCCAUUGCUGUCUGAUAAUUCUUACUACCACUUUGUCCUAGCGACUGAUAACAUCCUUGCAGCUUCUGUUGUGGUCACUUCCACUGUCCAAACUUCUUUAAAACCCGAGAAGAUUGUCUUCCAUGUCAUCACUGACAAGAAGACGUAUCCAGGUAUGCACUCAUGGUUUGCACUCAACCCUCUUCCACCGGCAAUUGUUGAGGUGAGAGGAGUUCACCAAUUUGACUGGUUAACAAGAGAAAAUGUACCCGUACUUGAGGCUAUUGAGAGCCAGCAUGGUAUCAGAGAUUACUACCAUGGAAAUCAUGUCGCUGGGGCCAACCUUAGUGAGACUACUCCUCGAUCAUUUGCUUCCAAAUUGCAGGCCAGAAGUCCAAAGUACAUUUCAUUGCUCAACCAUCUCCGCAUAUACCUCCCAGAGCUAUUUCCAAACCUCGACAAGGUGGUCUUUUUAGAUGAUGAUGUGGUAAUUCAGCGUGAUCUGUCAGGGCUAUGGGAGAUUGACCUCGAGGGUAUGGUUAAUGGGGCAGUAGAAACCUGUAAAGGUGAAGACGAAUGGGUGAUGUCUAAGCGUUUCAAGAAUUAUUUCAAUUUUUCUCAUCCUCUCAUUGCAGAGAGUUUAAACCCUGAUGAAUGUCCAUGGGCAUAUGGUAUGAACAUCUUUGAUUUAUGUGCAUGGAGGAAAACAGAUAUCAGAGAUACAUAUCAUUCGUGGUUGAAGGAGAAUCUGAAGUCAAAUUUGACACUCUGGAAGCUUGGCACACUACCCCCCGCUCUGAUUGCAUUCAGAGGCCAUGUUCACCAAAUUGACCCUUCAUGGCACCUGCUUGGUUUGGGAUACCAGAAUAAGACCAACAUUGAGAGUGUGAAGAAGGCAGCAGUGAUUCACUACAAUGGCCAGUCUAAGCCAUGGCUAGAGAUUGGCUUUGAGCAUCUCCGGCCUUUUUGGACCAAGUACGUUAAUUACUCCAAUGAAUUUGUGAGGAACUGCCAUAUCUUGGAGCCUUAGGUGAGAUAGAGGAAGGAGAACAGAAGUGAGAGAUGGGACAGAUAUAAUUGGAUGGGUUCCUGUAAGUUUUGCAGUGCGAUAUUUUGAUGACAUUUAAAUAAGGAAAAGAAGAAAUUUGAUCAUGUGGGUAAUGCUGACAGAUUCAAAUACUCUGCGAUCCAUCCCACGUUUACAGUGGAGGACCUGCAUUACUCGUGGGCACAAGACAUUCUUUCAUUCUGUAACAUAGCAAUCAAUGCUUUAUUUUUUUGGCUGGAAAAGGGUAGAUUUCCUUUUUCUGCCCUCCAAGGGGUAUCUUGAAUUACCUUUUCUAUUACUCAGGUGUUGGACGGAGUAAGGUGAUCAGAAUUGCCCGACUUGGAUGCCUGAGCAAUCGUGCAGAUGGAUGUGAGAAUGGGAGAUCAGCUUUGGACUGGUUCUUUUGUAAGGCAACCCCCAAGAUAUCCUUUAUUUUUUUUGGUAGUUUCCUUCCCCCUGUCUCCAUUUUUUUCUUUUUCUAUUGGGUCUUAACGCCCAUUUUUUGUUUUCUUAUGUAUUCAUCAAGGUGAUUUUAGGUAGUGGGUAAUGGAGAUUGCUGUGUUAUGGAUCCCAUUCAAUUGGGGGAACUUUAAAUAGGGUAUUUUUUAUGUACGAUUCAUGAUAAUAUUCAAAUUGUGCAGAUAAUUCUUUUU